AUGGCGCCGAAUCUCACAGAAGAAGAAAUCGACGAUCUCGUCUACUUCGCCAGAGUAGGCGAAGAUGCGGAUCUUACAGAGACGCUGACGGCCCUGUCAGAGCGCGAGAAGGCGUCUCCAGCGGAGAUUCUGCUGGCCGCCAAGGAUGAGGGCAAAUCAACGACUUUACACAUGGCGGCGGGAAAUGGCCAUCUAGAAACUGUUCGCAAACUCAUUCAAUACUUUGAUGAGAGACCAAAGGAAGAGAAGAAGACUUUCCUGGACGACGCAAAUGAACAUGGAAACACCGGCAUGCACUGGGCAGCACUUGGAGGUCAUCUGGAUAUUGUCAAGCUUCUCAUGGAGCAAGGUGCUUUGCCUGCGCUGGCCAACGAGCGAAACUACGUUCCCCUGGACUUGGCCUACUUUAACGAACACAACGACGUUGCGCAAUUCUUUCUGGCAUCUGCCGGUAUGCUGGAGGAGAAGAACCAGGAGAGCGGAUUGAACGGUGCCGUGGAGGCAGUCAAGCUGGACGAGGCUGAGGGUCAAGGAGAGGAGGAGAACCAAGCUUCUGCUUCAUGAGGAGUUGGAGGGCGUUUUAUAGACGGGAGAAGAAAAAUUAUUGUCUUUACGGUUAGGCGACGACUUGUCAUGGCGGUAGGCACAUUGAAAGGAAUGGACAGAUAGGGAUGGGUCUGCUGGAACAAAAAAAGGAUACUAUAUUUACGAUGACCUGGGUUCGGAUAGACUUUGAAGAGCAUUGCCGCUCUAAUUUAUGAAUUUGCACUAGCAUAAUAAGCAGCCCAAGAUUGCUCGCG
Messenger RNA from Trichoderma atroviride IMI 206040, 800 nucleotides. RefSeq lists its product as uncharacterized. Gene Ontology annotation, cellular component: nucleus. Gene Ontology annotation, molecular function: protein binding; transcription cis-regulatory region binding. Gene Ontology annotation, biological process: positive regulation of transcription by RNA polymerase II. The record is from RefSeq and is a predicted model, not a curated record. Lineage: Eukaryota; Fungi; Ascomycota; Sordariomycetes; Hypocreales; Hypocreaceae.